UCAGCAUCGCACCCUUUGGUUGGCCAGACAACGGUUCUUCUGGGAGUCUAUGGAGGGAGACAUAAAGAAGUAUGUCAAUGAGUGUGAGAGGUGCAUUUUGAGUAAACGGCCUGAACCUGAGGCAAGAGCUCCACUUGUGUCAAUCCAGACGACUGCGCCGUUAGAAUUGGUGUGCCUUGAUUUUUGGUCUGCGGAGGAUUCCAAUAACAGGUCGGUCGAUGUAUUAGUGAUCACUGAUCAUUUUACCAAACUUGCCUGUGCCUAUGUGUGUCCAAAUCAAACUGCAGAAGCGGUUGCACGUGUUUUGUGGAACAAGUUUUUCGGUAUUUACGGGUUUCCGAGGCGUGUACAUUCUGACAGGGGAGCUAACUUUGAGAGCGCGUUGAUGGUUGAGCUACUGCGGUUGUCGGGUGUGAGAAAAUCGCACACCACUCCAUAUCAUCCCAUGGGGAAUGGACAGACAGAAAGAUUUAACCGUACCCUGGGUGAUAUGAUCCGUUCGCUCCCUCCGAGGUCCAAAGUUAAGUGGCCACAAAUGUUGAAUACACUUACCUUUGCGUACAAUUGUACGAGACACGAGACUACUGGGUAUCCACCGUUCUUUUUGAUGUUUGGACGAACACCAAGAUUACCGGUAGAUGUCUUGUUUGAAAGCGUCAUCUCGAGCAACGAGUCAGUUGAUGUUCACAAGUAUGUUCAGUCGCUUAAGAAAGACUUAAGAGAAGCAAUGUCAGUUGCUCAAGAACAUUCUAAACGCCAACAGACUAAACAAGCUGAGUAUUAUGACCGAAAGGAAAAGGGGCACUCUCUCGAGUUGGGUGACAGAGUUCUUCUAGCCAACAAAGGGGAGCGUGGGAAAAGAAAGUUAGCGGACCGAUGGGAGAGGGUGGUUUAUGUUGUUGUGGGCAAAAGUGAAGCCUUAAACACGUACAAAAUAAGAAACCCUGGGACAAACCAAAUCAAGACGGUACAUCGUAAUCUGCUAAUGCCUGUGAACUUUCUGCCAGUACCCGCUUGGAAUGAAGGCAGUCACAUCGAUGACAGUGUUGAAAUUUCCUCUGUCGGUACCUCCUGUGAUAGAGAUACUCAAACUGAGAGUGAAGAUCGAACUUCUCGUUGGGUGGCUGAUCUUAAUGCUGUCGCAGAUAUCCAGAGAAAUGAGUCUGUUGUCCAGAGUGAUGCACGGGGUGAUACUAUUGUGGAGUGUGAUACUGACAUAGGGGGAACACAAAUUCAUGAGGUCAGCUCUGAAAAUUUACCCAGUCCAGUUCUGUCGAUAUGCUCAAAUGUGUCUGACCAUUCCACUGUUUCAGUUUUAAGUGAUGAGGUUACUUUGAAUGGUAAUGAACAAAAUCAGUACGAUAUAGAAUCAAACGCUGAAGAUGGAUUCAGGUCAAGAUUUGGGAGACUCAUUAAGCCAGUUAACAGGUUUAUUCAGUCAAUGUCUACGCAUACAGUACACGCAAUUCAUGAGAUUUAGGUCAAUGAAUAGAAUUUGAAGUAGCUGGGUUUGAAAUUUUUGUUAUUUUAAGAACACAUCUUUUGGAGUAUGUACAUUUAAGGGUACAGUUGUCAAUGUCAUGUAUGGAACUAUGUAUAGGGCAUGGUUUUCUAUGGGUAAUUUGGGGAUUAGCUACCCCUGGGUAACCUUAAUCUCGAAAGAGAUAGUUGUGAACUGAACAGAUCUGUUGCGAUCACAGAAUAAUUGACAUUGUUGAGAUUCUUUGGUUUUGAUUCAUAAUCUGGCGUAAAACAGUGGGGGUGGAUGUAACAGGGUAUGUUGUUACUUCAGAUUAUAAAUCAUUAUUUCUUUAUAUUAUGUUAUAUUUAAAUGAAUAAUUGUCUUGGUCUUUUAUUUUAAAAGAUUUUCAUGCGCUUUCACGGGGUUAAGAGUCACAGUGUGCACGUCGGCUGACGUAGCAAGAGGGAUAUAAGUAUUGGCGCGCUCAGAGCUCGGUCUCUUUCCCGAUGUCUGUUGAGAGGAGAGGCAAAAGAGCGACUCAACUGAUAUUGAGAGAGUGACUGCCUGGUUGUGUGUGUUGUACAGGUAUGUAAAUUGAUAUUUAGGAAACACUAUUGCUGUAAUUGUGAAUAUUAAUAUAUUUUUAUAUAAGAAUUAUAUAUAUUCAUAUUGUUAUUAUUAUUAUUGUUAUUUUAUAUUAGUAUUAUACAUUCUGUGUAUGUACAUGUGAAAGUGUAUAUGGAGAGUUCGUUCUCUUUCCCGAUGUCUGUUGAGAGGAGAGGCAAAAGAGCGACUCAACUGAUAUUGAGAGAGUGACUGCCUGGUUGUGUGUGUUGUACAGGCACAAUAAAAUCACCUCAGCACGA
Danio aesculapii is the source of this 2328-nucleotide messenger RNA. RefSeq lists its product as uncharacterized. Gene Ontology annotation, biological process: DNA integration. The transcript has 2 exons. Lineage: Eukaryota; Metazoa; Chordata; Actinopteri; Cypriniformes; Danionidae. The record is from RefSeq and is a predicted model, not a curated record. The coding region runs from base 50 to 1480 and encodes 476 amino acids. Gene Ontology annotation, molecular function: nucleic acid binding.